Molecule: messenger RNA, 7715 nt
Organism: Dromaius novaehollandiae (emu)
Lineage: Eukaryota; Metazoa; Chordata; Aves; Casuariiformes; Dromaiidae
Product: KIAA1549 ortholog
Exons: 20
Coding region: 471-6401 (1976 amino acids)
Source: RefSeq, a predicted model, not a curated record
GCCUCGGCUCCUCCCGCCCCCGCGCGCCCCCGCGCAGACGCGGACGGCGGGGCGCGCGCAGGUGGCGGGCGGCCCCGCUGCGCUCGCCGCCGCCGCGGGCCGGCCUCCGGCGGGGUUAGCGCGUCGCCGCCGGGAGGGAGGAGGCGAGGGCGCGCGUGCGAGCGCGGCUGGCUCGGGGCCGCCGCCUCCCACGUGAAGGGCCGCGACCGCCCGCCCGCCGGAGCAGCCCGGCUGCUGGCGCGGCGGGGGCGAGCGCCGCGGCCGGCAGGAGGAGCCCCGGUGCCCCGCGGCGCCAGGGCUGCCCCGCCGCCUCCGGGCCGUGCCCCUUGCGCGCCCUUCCGCCGCCCGGCCCCGGCGCUGCCUGCCGCCUCGCGGCUGCCCUCGCCGCUGUCGUCGUGCGGUGGGUGGUGGCGGGGGGAGGGCUUGCGGCGGCCCCCCCGCCCCGGGAGCUUCAGCCGUGCCGGGAGUGGAUGCGCCCAGGAGGAGCCGCCGAGCCCGCCCAGCCCCUUCUGCUCGGCCGGCGAUGCGGGGCGCCGCGAUGGCUUGACGCCGGGCCGCGCCGUGCCAUGGAGGGGAUGACACGCUUCGUGGUCGCCUCGGCGGCCGUGGCGCGGUGGCGAGCGGCGCUGCCGGCCCUGCUGCCGCUGCUGCUCGCUGUGCCGGCGCUGCGCGGCUCGCCCGCUGCAGAUGAGAUAUCCUUGGAGCAGCAAAAUUUUUCCUUUUUCUCAGCGGGCUCAAAGGUGCACCAAAGCAUAUCAGGCAGCAGAACACACAUGGCCUUAGCAAAAAGUACUUUGGAGUCCCAAGAAAAUAAUUUUCUUCAAACGGUUUUAUCAUCAGUUACCGCUCCCUUUGAUGUGACUUUAUUUAACCAAGAAGAAAUGGUCAGAAGUUCCGAAGGGGGAAAUGGACCGUUGGUACACGUCUCCAUAACUAGCAAUGAAGCAUUCUUAAGUGACGAUGAAUUUAUUAGCUCAUUUCCAAAGGCACAGUGGACUCCUCCACUGAAGUCUUUUGUGGCUUUAACAGAUCAUCACUCAGUUAAUACAAUAGAGCCACCAAAAGAAACAUUAGAAACUGUGUUGCUAACACCUUCGUUGUCUGUCUUUUCUUCACCAUAUGAUAUGAAAACAGCACAGCAAAAGACCUUAAGUGCUGUCCCUGAAGACAGUAACACUCUUAUGAAAUUACAGCCUUUGGUACCAGGUAGUGAAAUUUUAACUGCAAGCAGAGACUUGCUAUUGUACCCUCCAAAUACAGAUGUUUAUUUCACUUCCAUUCCUUCAGAAGAUGUAGUUGCAGUGUGGGAAAAUGUAAAUAAAAGUUUAGCAUCUCUGCCUUUUGGGGCCACUUCAGAAGGGUCAUCUGUUCUUCUUAGACUGCUGGAUACAGCCAGCCCUAUUACACCACAUGCUACAGCACAAAAUAUAGACCCAUAUAGUGACAUUUACGCCAAUAUGAAUAGCAGGGCAACAGAAGCUGUCAGCCAGAGGACCUCUUCAGGCAUUCCCUGGGCCACAUCUGUUUCCGUAAGCAGUGCUGAGCCUGCUUUGUUCCCGGUUAGUCUUCCAUUUGCAUCUCUCCUGGUUCACUCACCUGCCAUUUUCAGUGACUCUAAUAUGGUUCUUAAUGGCAACUUGUUUACACACAAAUUCUCCAGUGCAGCACCAAAUUUGCCUGCCAGUUCAGAAACACCGAGUCAAUCUGAGCUUUUCAACGAGCUCCUAAGCCCAGUGCCUUUCACUAGUUCAUCCAUGUCUUGUUUGUAUUGUGACUCAAUUUCACUUCUCUCGGAACCAGGCUUUUCUGCAGAGCAUGAUGUGGGCUCAGGUGAUUAUGCUGAAACUUUGUCAGUGAAAGCCUCUGAAGUAAAAGGCAUAACUCCAUUUACAACUCUAAUUGCUGAUGUGUAUGAAUUAGAGGAGCCUACAUCUGAAACUUUUGAUACUUCUUUUCCAUCAAGACCUGUUGUUUCUUUUUCUUCAAGAUACGCAGAAAUCCCUGAGUCAACCAUGUUUUUAUUAAGCACUGUGGAUGCUGCCCUUAACAACGAAAAGCCUACAACAAUUUUUCCUUCCUACAGUCAACUUUCUGGAGGCAUGGCAUUCAACAUCUCUUCUGCUCAAUUUUCCCUCCCUAUUAUGGAAACUAUUUUGUUAACACCGAGCAUUAGUGUAGAUCUUCCUGAUGCUACCAGUGUUCUCUCUGAAUCUACCUUCACCUUGAGUGAGCCAGUACAAUCAUUUGCAAUCAGUCAUACAACUUUGCUGGAGUCACUAGAAUUUAUGCCAUCAGAAUCUUUAUUUUUGCUUGACAAGACAUCGUCAAGGGAAGAAUCACCUGUAAAUAUUACAGAUUUUCCAUCCAGUCCUUUAUCAAUGCCAUUUCUUUUUGAACCUAGCUACUUGUCUUCAUUAUCAUCAGCCAUACUAACUUCUUACUCUCUCAUGCCAAGUGAUUUAUCAACACUGUUACCUCAGACCUUGUUGACUGGGACAUCAGUACUUUCUGAGGACGUUUCCAGUUGGGACUCAGCUACCCCUGUCAGCACAGACACUGAGGCUUCUCAGUUCCCUCUCUGGCAAACGUCAUACUUCUAUUCAGAUGCAUCCUCUAUUCUAGGGGCGCAUGUUCCUGAAAUAAUGCCAUCAUCAAAUUUUCAUUCGGACUCAUCUACAUUUCUGGAAGCAACAUCAGUAUUGUUAAUGGAUUCUGAAGUUUUGUUUACCUCAGCUUUUACAGGAGCUACCUCUGCGUUAGAGUCUUCACUCUUCUCCUUUCAACCAGUGGUUCCUACCCCGGUGCUGUCCAUUGCUGACACUGAGUCUGUUACCAGCAACAUCUUGCUCAACGAAACAAAUCUGAUCUCCUUGUUUACUACCUUUCCGACAACUCCUGUCUUAAAUGUAUCUUCAUCUCUACUGUCAACUGUUCUAGCGUCUGAUGAGGAUACUGGUGCUACAGUUAAUCCCACGUUGCUUUUAACAUCUUACACCAUGGUCAGUGCUGACACUGCACUUCCUACUGCAAAUCCUGACAAUCUCACCUCACAAAGCGACGUGAGCAGUAUUAUUUUCUCUCCUGCAGAAUCUGUAUCUAUGACCACAUCAUUUGUCCCUACACAAUUCCCUACAUCUUUGAACACUCCCACUGGAUAUGAUGUUCUGCCAGGAACUAGUGUAACUGAUGGUACUGAUACGACAACUGCUGUCCCCAUGACCACUGCCAUUAGUGCUGUGGGCAGCCAUGGCACAACGACUAUGGAAAGCAGCCCAAGUACAUUCUCCUCCACAUCCCUGGUGGCCACGACUCCAUCUGAAGCUGUAUUUGUAACCCCUGCCAUGACCACUACCAGGCCACCAUACGUCUGCGACAUCACAGUUCCCGAUGCUUACUUGGUCACCGCUGUGCUGGCCCGAAGAGCAGUUCUACAAAAUGUCAGUGAAUCCAUCAGAGAAGUGCUCAGAGUUCAAUUCAGGCGUUCGGUAGAGCUGGAGGUUUAUAAAAUAUCCCCCAAAUUUGCUUUCUUGGUGACAUCAGGUCCUUUUGUUUACACGGCAGUGGCUGUCGUAAAUGUGCUUAUGAACAGCAGUCUUCUUCGUGGUCAGGCCCCCCUGAUCCUCUCACUGCAUCCUUCUUUCACUGUGCCAGAUAACAGAUUCCAAGUUCAGACAGUGCUUCAGUUUGUGCCUCGGAACGUGGACGUUGGGUUCUGUAACUUUAGCCAGCGCAUUGAGAAGGGACUGACAAUGGCAUUCAUGGAGGUGAGCAAACAUCACCAGGACUUCUACAACUUCACUGUGCAGAUACUGAAUAUAACUCUGAGUAGGGCUGGGGUAGCAUUUCGACAGGGCCCUGUGAGCAUUGUUUUUGCCAUCCGAGAUAGAUACGGUUUUCUAAAUGGGUCUGACAUCAGUGAGCAGCUAAGAAACUUGUCUGUGGUGGAAUUCAGCUUCUAUCUUGGCUUUCCUGUGCAGCAAAUUGCUGAACCCUUUCAUUAUCCUAAGCUUAAUGUGUCUCAGUUGAUGAAAUCUUCCUGGGUGAGAACAGUUCUCUUGGGUGUCGUCGACCAGCGAAUUCAGGAGGAAGUGUUUCAGGCUGAGAUGGAGCGGAAACUGGCUCACCUGUUAAACGAGGCUUUGGCCAGAGGGCGGAUAUGGAGACGAGCCAGUUUUGCAGGCAGCAACAUUGUGCAGAUCGUGAAUGUGUCACGAUUAGGUGGUGCUGAUAACCCUGUGGAGCUGAUCUAUUUUGUGGAGGAUCGAGAUGGAGAGAGACUCAGUGCUCUGAAAUGUUCAGACCUGAUGAACAGAGUUGAUAUCCAGCGAGCUGCAAUCAUCCUUGGAUACCGCAUUGAAGGCACCGUUGCACAGCCUGUGGAAAAGCUGAAGGGGUCCUCUUCAGAGUCACAGAAUAGCAACCUAUGGAUUAUUGUUGGUGUAGCAGUCCCAGUUGCUGUGGUGCUCCUGAUCGUUAUUAUUUUGUACUGGAAACUUUGCCGAACAGACAAACUGGAGUUUCAGCCUGACACAAUGAGCAACGUUCAGCAGCGACAGAAGCUACAGGCCCCCAGUGUGAAAGGCUUUGAUUUUGCUAAGCAGCAUUUGGGCCAGCACAAUAAAGAUGAAGUCCUGAUUAUCCAUGAGCCAGCUCCUUUACCAGGACCUAUUAAGGAUACUACCCCAUCUGAAAAUGGAGAUGUGCCCAGCCCCAAGUCCAAGACUUCCUCAAAGCCUUCAAAGACCGUUCGACACAGAGGGAGAGUUUCGCCAUCAGACGCUGACUCCACAGCAAGUGAACAGUCCAGUGGGAGAGAGACAGGAGAAGAAACUGCGAGACCAUCAACAGUGGCAAAUGAGGGCAAACCACGCAGAGCAGUGAAGAAAGGACCUCCUCAGACCAGCAGUGGAAAUGAGCAACACUCCUCAGCCUCUAUCUUCGAACAUGUGGAUAGGAUGUCACGUUCCUCAGAUGCCAGCAGACGGGUCCCAAGCAAGAUCCAGCUGAUUGCUAUGCAGCCAAUGGCAGCACCUCCAGUUCAGAACUCCAUACUUUCUGAUCGAGUGGCAGAAACCAACAAAAUUAAUAAAGAGAUACAGACAGCCCUGAGGCAUAAAUCUGAGAUUGAGCAUCACCGCAAUAAGAUUCGUCUUCGCGCCAAGCGCAAAGGGCACUAUGAAUUUCCAGUGGUGGAUGAUGUGGUCGUGGUUGACUCCAAAGAACAGCAUAGAAUAUAUCGUAAGGCACAGAUGCAAAUUGACAAGAUCUUGGACCCUGGAGGCAGUGUGCCUACUGUCUUCAUAGAGCCCAGGAAGAGUUCUCGUGCGAAACGUUCUCCCAAGCAGCGCCGGCGACAUCAGAUAAAUGGUAGUCCUAUUGAUGCGGAAAAGGACAGGUUAAUCACAACUGAUAGUGAUGGGACGUACAAAAGGCCUCCGGGAGUCAAUAACUCUGCAUAUAUUUCUGAUCCGGAUUUGCCUCCUGAACCACAGACAUCAUCUUCAGCUGACCUUGGGAAGUUUCCUGCCUUGCCUUCCCACCCGGUCUCCCAGUACAUCCCACCGCAGCCAUCCAUUGAAGAGGCUCGGCAGACUAUGCACUCUCUGCUGGAUGAUGCUUUUGCCCUGGUGGCUCCCAGUAGCCAAGCAGCCAAUUCCACUGCCGUCACACCACCCGGGGUCUCUGCAGGACAGCCGGUAAACAACACUCCUGCUCGAGCAGGGAGGGGAACCACAUGCACCCAGUGGGGAUCAACUUAUGGUCCAGCUCAGGCAGUAAACAACCUGUUUAAUAGGUAUGUGGAAUUUGGAAUGACUCCGCCAACAGCACCAGGCCUCCUACCAAGACAGAACUUUGGGCCAAGUUUUCUUCAACCUGCAGAGUUAAUGCACCCAGACCAGCAACCGCCAGAGGCUCAGUAUACCUCCAGAGGGAUGUACUCGGAAGAAAUGCCAUCAGUGGCGCGACCACGACCAGUCGGAAGCACUGCAGGUUCUCAGAUACAGCACCUCACUCAGGUGGGAAUUGCUAGCAGGAUCGGAGCUCAACAAGUGGAGAUCCCCUCAGGCAGAGCAGGGCAUGGCCAGCCGGGGGGGCCAGGGUGGCCCCAGUACCGUGGAGAGGAUGAAUAUGCUAGGCGAGAUGCAACACAUAUGCAUGGACACCAAGAAUAUUCCUCCUCACCAGUAUUCCAGAUGCCGAGGACUUCAGCCAGGCAGCCUUCGGCACCCCCUGCUCAGCUUCCACACAACAGCCUUCAGGGCCAGGGGCUUUGCUACACCACCAGUUCCACUGAGGACCUCCAACCGGGUCACUCUUCAGCCUCUCUUAUAAAAGCAAUUAGAGAAGAACUUCUACGACUUUCUCAGAAACAGACAACAGUGCAGAACUUCCAUAGUUGAUUUAGCAUUCUCUUGCAAAUCUGCCAGGUAUCUGCUUCCUAUGGAAGUAAAGAAUUAAAGGAAAUCAGCAAUGUUAUUCUCUCAAAAGAAUGAACUCUCACAGCUCUGUUGACAGCACUCUGGAAAAAAGAAACAGGCAGCAAAAUGAGGAUAGUAAGGGGAGACUGGAGACAAACGGGAAGUCAUCAAUGUCAUCGCAAGCAAUGUUGUUCAAUCAGCUAAUAUUACGGUGCUUCUCCUCUCUCUCCACCCUCAUUCAGUCUAACAAAUAAAUAAAACUUUAGGUGAAGGAGUCAAUACUCCAAAAAAAAAAAAAAUCACAGGAAAAAAGUCCAAAUAUAGUAGACUCCUUUUUCUAAGGAAAAAGGCAAAGGUUUGCAUGAACUGAGAUGACAUUUUGCAAGAGGUUACAAGUAUUCUGAUCUCUCCAGUGUUUAUGGAGAACUGUUUUGUGUUGCUGUUCUUCAGGAUGACAAACUGUAUCAAAUCUAGGGUGUGGAAGGUGUGAUCCCACCUAAGAAUUACUUUGGUCGACAAUAACAGUAGGACUACUUAGAAUAAAAGGAUUUUUGAGCUACUUGUAACAAACUGGAACAGUAAUUGUUAUAGGUCUGUGCUUCCGAAUGGAGCUACCCUCUGCACUCUUCCUUGUUUUCCUUCUGGUGCUGAAGCUUCAAGUGUUCCUUCAUCUUCAAUGUUUGCAAAGUGAAACAUUGGCCUUGUAUAACUAAGAAAAUAUCUGUAGACUCAUUCAGGCUGGAAAAACAAAACAAAGCAUCCAAACAGAAAGGGCUUGGUGUUUAUUUGGUUUAAAAUUAUUGAAAUCUAGGUGAGAAAUACUUAGCCACAGUUGAGUUUGGGGAAUUGUGUAUGUAUAUCUUUUAAAAAUAUAUUUACAUACUAUAUGCUCUUGUAAGACCAGUGAUAAAAUAUUGCCACUCUGUAGUUUGCUUUGUGGACAGAAAGCAAGCCAGCCUGACUGGUACAGGGUCACCAGCAUUAAGUUAUAAAUUGAUGUCCUAAAUCAUUGCUUAUGUUUGGAUCUGAAUAAUUUUAGUGAAAGUCAGUGACAGUUUAGAGCAUUAACAUAGGCUUAGAUUUGCAGUUUUGAGACAUUUUCUAUAUUUAUACAUGUUUCCACUGUCCCUCUGGACAAAAGGUAAGCAUUAUCCCCAUGGUAAGAAUGGUACGUGCCAUGGAGCUGUUUGUCACUGUUUUUUUCCAGAGUUUUAAUUUAAUAUUAGCUAUGAAUUUACUAAUAUUUGGCCAUUGCAUAACUGUAACUGACAUAAUACAUAUGAGAAUUUUAAUUAA